Pecten maximus is the source of this 3184-nucleotide messenger RNA. RefSeq names its product cleavage and polyadenylation specificity factor subunit 2-like. The coding region runs from base 152 to 2449 and encodes 765 amino acids. The transcript has 20 exons. Lineage: Eukaryota; Metazoa; Mollusca; Bivalvia; Pectinida; Pectinidae. Gene Ontology annotation, cellular component: mRNA cleavage and polyadenylation specificity factor complex. Gene Ontology annotation, molecular function: RNA binding. Gene Ontology annotation, biological process: mRNA 3'-end processing by stem-loop binding and cleavage. The record is from RefSeq and is a predicted model, not a curated record.
UCUUCCCUUGUUAAAAAUGGCAGCCGCCAUGAAAAAGAAGUGUGACAAAAUCAUUCACGGCGGGAGAUGAAGAAAAUGAUCGUGGGUGUCUAAAUAGACAAGGGUGAAAGAAUAAUCAAUGAAGUAAACAAAUUAACAGUACAUUGCCAAGAUGACAUCUAUUGUUAAACUCCAAGCCUUCUCUGGUGCUCACAAUGAAUCUCCGCCAUGCUAUAUGUUACAAGUGGAUGAAUUCCGAUUUCUUCUUGACUGUGGAUGGGAUGAGGAUUUUAAUCUUGACUUUAUCAAAGAAUUAAAAAGACACACCCACCAAAUUGAUGCUGUACUGCUUAGUUAUCCGGAUCAUAUCCAUUUAGGAGCCCUGCCAUAUAUGGUCGGGAAGGCCGGAAUGAAUUGUCCUAUAUAUGCCACUAUUCCAGUGUAUAAAAUGGGACAGAUGUUUAUGUAUGAUCUCUACCAGUCGAGACAUAACACAGAAGAUUUUGAAAUAUUCAGCCUGGAUGAUGUUGAUUGUGCAUUUGAUAAAAUCCACCAGCUUAAAUAUUCACAAACUGUACACAUGAAAGGUAAAGGUCACGGCCUACAGAUAACCCCUCUGCCUGCUGGACAUAUGAUAGGAGGCACUAUAUGGAAGAUUGUCAAAGAUGGAGAGGAGGAAAUUAUAUACGCUGCUGACUACAAUCACAAAAAAGAAAGGCAUUUAAAUGGCUGUGUCCUGGAGUCCAUAUCACGACCUUCCUUGAUGAUCACUGAUGCCUUCAAUGCUACAUAUAUCCAGUCUCGUAGACGCACCAGAGACGAACAGCUCAUGACAACCAUUUUACAAACAAUGAGGAAUGAUGGGAAUGUGUUGGUUGCCGUGGAUACAGCUGGCAGAAUGCUGGAGCUAGCACAGUUACUGGACCAGAUGUGGAGGACAUCAGAAUCAGGCCUGUCACCAUACUCCCUGGCGCUCCUCAACAAUGUCAGCUUCAAUGUCGUCGAGUUUGCCAAGUCUCAGGUGGAGUGGAUGAGUGACAAAAUCAUGAGAGCGUUUGAAGAGAACAGGAACAACCCAUUCCAUUUUAAACAUGUAAAGCUGUGUCAUAACCUGGCGGAACUUUCCAGAAUUCCAGAGCCAAAGGUGGUGCUAUCCAGUGUUCCAGAUCUACAAUGUGGCUUCUCUCGAGAUCUUUUUGUGGCAUGGUGUGGCAGCGCCAAGAACAGUAUUAUCCUGACCAAUCGCACGUCUCCCGGCACUCUGGCCCGACAACUCAUCGACAACCCAGAAAACAAGACAGUCACUAUGGAGAUAAGAAGAAGAAUCAAGCUAGAAGGAGCUGAACUAGAGGACUACCUGAAAAAGAAGCAAGAAAAGGAAGCUGAGAUGGCGAGAGUGAAGAAUGAGCAGGAUAAUGACCUUGAUGAUGAGUCGAGUGAUGAGAGCGAGGCUGAGAUGGACAUUGAUACAUAUGCCUCUGGGACCAAAGGAAAACAUGAUCUUAUGAUGAAAGGCGAAGGUAAAAGCAGAACAGGAUUUUUUAAGCAAGCUAAGAAGGCCUAUCCCAUGUUCCCGUAUACAGAGGAGAAGAUCAAGUGGGACGAGUAUGGAGAAAUCAUCAGGCCCGAGGACUACACUAUAUUAGAAGUACCUGUUCAAGAUGAAGAAAUGACCAUGGACAGUGUGGCGCGGGAGGUGGAAUCAAUGCAAGAAGUGUCGGAGGUACCCACCAAGUGUGUGUCUGCCACGGUCACACUCGACAUCAAUGCCAACAUACAAUACAUUGACUUUGAGGGUCGGUCUGAUGGAGAGUCCAUCAAAAAAAUCCUCAGCCAGAUCAAACCUAGACAACUGAUACUUGUUCGAGCUGUGACGGAGGCUACAGAGUCCCUAGCAGACUACUGUCGUAAACUUGAGGGAAUGGUCCAGGGCAAGGUCUUCUCUCCUAAAGUGGGCGAGAUCGUGGAUGUGACCAGAGAGAGCCACAUCUACCAGGUCAGACUUAGAGACUAUGUGGUCAGUGCACUGGACUUCCAGAAGGCUAAAGACACAGAACUGGCCUGGAUUGAGGGCAUGCUGGACAUGAGUCAGGGGAAGACUGAUACCAGCCCAAUGUUCGAGCUGGAGGAAGGCGAGCUGUCCGAGGAGGCAAGAGAAAAGAGGCUGCAGCAAGAGAAAGAGGAUGAGGAGGAGAAGGCUAUGGAUAUAGUACCUACCCUGGAGUCAGUCCAGCCUCACCAGAUCGAGGGGCACAAAGCAGUAUUUGUCAAUGAACCAAAGCUCUCUGAUUUUAAACUGAUUCUGCUACAGGAAGGCUUUCAGGCCGAGUUUAUUGCUGGAGUGCUCAUCUGUAACAGUAGUGUGGCUGUGAAAAGGAAUGAAGCAGGGAAAAUCCAGCUGGAGGGAUCUAUAUGUGAAGACUUUUACAAAAUACGGGAGCUACUGUAUAACCAGUAUGCCAUCGUGUAGAAAUGACACUUCUUCAUCGUGUAGAUCUGGGAAGUCACUUAAUCAUCUGUAUGUCAGGUUAUCUUCGUAUGUCUGGGGUAGAAAUAAAAUGAUGUUGAUGCCGUCAAAACAUUGCCAUCAUGAAGAUCUGUGAAAACAUUUCCUCAUCCUUCUUUAUCAUUGUGUGGAGCUGAAAUCAUAUUUCUGUCAUCGAGACGUCACAUGUGAUAGUUUUGAACUGAACGGCCAUCAAGAUUUGAAUCAUUGUUGAAUUGUGAAUUUGUGUCAUCAUUUCAUUUGUACAGGGAUUUCAUUUGAGUUAAAGUAAGGUCAUAUUCUACAUCAUAGAGUGGACAACACGAGCAAACAGCCGGAAAUAAAACUGAUUCACUGUAGAGCUAAGUAUUUAGAUCCAAAACAUUUCAAUAAAUAAAAACUAUGUGUCAACCUGUUUUUUUAAAAAAAUGUGGAUUAAAGUUACAACAUACUUGUAAUUCCUUAUGAAUUUUACCUCAAUCUAUAGAUACAUGGUUCAUUGGCCAUUAGAAAAGGUAGUAUAAAGUGUUGUGUUUAUGUAGAAAUUAGUCCAAAAGGCUAUUCAACAUGUACUACUAUCUUGAUCCAUGGAGAUUCCAAAGUGUUGGUUUCGGUGUCCAUUAUCUAUGGAGAGGAUAGUCAUAGCCUGAUGAGAACAGCUGUGCUCCAACCAUUAUCAUUGUAUUGUUGUCCAUCCAAUAAAGUCAGUGGUAGCUAGAA